Molecule: messenger RNA, 2253 nt
Organism: Dunckerocampus dactyliophorus (ringed pipefish)
Lineage: Eukaryota; Metazoa; Chordata; Actinopteri; Syngnathiformes; Syngnathidae
Gene: nocta
Product: nocturnin a
Exons: 3
Coding region: 415-1527 (370 amino acids)
Biological process (GO): circadian rhythm
Molecular function (GO): poly(A)-specific ribonuclease activity
Source: RefSeq, a predicted model, not a curated record
AUUAACCAAAUAGUCAAAUUAAUUAAUCAUGAUUAAUAACCAUUUGCAACUAUAUCUGAAAUAUGCCAUUUUUUUCUGUAUUUUAUUAACAGAAGGAUUAAUAUAUAUAUUUUGAAUGCCCUGUCCAGCCACAUCACUAUGGUGACUGUGCAAAUGAAGAAACCUGAUUGGUCACCCUGGACUCUAGCUUCCUCUCUCUUGAUGUCUGAGACAGACUUACCGUGUCUUCCGGCUCUUCUGUCAACCAGCAAGUUUGGAGGGGAGGGGAAACAGACACGCUUCAAGAUGCAAACCUUUUAAAGGAUGAGUCACGGGAUUGGUAAACGAGCAAGGGAGAGACUACGGCAGACACAGCUGCAUCGUGACAGAGACGACCUAAGUGCUUUUUAGGAAGAAUAGGGCAUUUGCUGAGACAUGGAGACAGGAGUCUGUCCAAUGGGCAACAACACCAGCAGGUUGUUUAGUACAUUGGCCCAGACGCUGAACAGCACCCCCUUGGACCAAACAGAAGAGAAUCUGAACCCCGAAGACCUGGUUGAGCUUGACCCAGACCUGCUGCUCAGGGAGUGUGAAGAGGCCCUCCAGAGGCGUCCAGCCAGGCCCCACAGAGAUCUGGUAUAUCCCAAGGGAACCGCACGCUGCCGUCACUCUUCCAUACGAGUAAUGCAGUGGAAUAUACUUGCACAAGCACUAGGUGAAGGGAAGGAUGGAUUUAUUCGGUGUCCUCUGGAGGCCCUCAACUGGAAGGAAAGGAAGUACCUGAUCCUGGAGGAGAUCCUCACCCACCGCCCUGACAUUGUUUGUCUGCAGGAAGUUGACCAUUACUAUGACACUUUCCAGCCAAUCAUGGCCAGCCUAGGUUACCAUGGCAGCUUCCUGGCAAAGCCUUGGUCUCCUUGUUUAGAUGUAGAACAAAACAAUGGACCUGAUGGUUGCGCAUUGUUCUACCGCCUCUCGCGUUUCUCCCUACAGACCACAGUUCCUUUACGGCUGUCAGCAAUGAUGCUACCCACCAACCAGGUAGCCAUUGUGCAAAUACUGAACUGCCGGCUAACGGGUCGGCGACUUUGUGUGGCUGUCACACACCUGAAAGCUCGAAGUGGCUGGGAAAGGCUGAGGAGCGCACAGGGCGCUGACCUGCUACAGAGCCUGCGAAGCAUAACUUCCAGGAGUGGCGGCAACCAGGAUCUGGGCGAUCCACUAGUGGUGUGUGGGGAUUUUAACGCAGAGCCUUCAGAAGACGUUUACCGCCGCUUCAGAUCAUCCCCUCUCGGCUUGGACUCUGCUUACAAGCUGCUGAGUUCUGACGGACAGACGGAGCCACCUUACACUACGUGGAAGAUCCGCCCCACUGGAGAAAGCUGCAGCACGCUCGAUUAUAUCUGGUAUACCCACAAGGCUUUGAAGGUGGACUGCCUGUUGGAUAUUCCCACUGAAGAGCAGAUCGGCCCAGACCGCUUGCCCUCGUUUCACUACCCCUCAGACCAUUUAUCACUGCUUUGUGAUAUUAGCUUCAGAGAGGGUUAACGUACGCUGGCAAUCGCAGAAACGGCAGAGCUAAGAGGAGAGCUGCGUAAUUGUGCAAACAUUUCAACAGGACUUUUGAGCAUGUGUAUGUCAGACCAAUUUGCUGCUCUGUGCUUUCAGCUGGUCAUGCUAAAGUGAUUAGAACCAGCCUGCAGCACAAAUGGCAACCAAAAUAGGAACUGAAAUGUAACGUAACUUUAUACAACUUUGAGCUUGCCCCUGCCAGAGGUCGCCACAGCGACUCAAUCGCAUGAUCAGUUUUGGCUUUGUUUUUAUGCAGCAUGGCGCAUGAAAGGCAGAAACAUGUACCAUUACACCAAAAGGGACACACAAUUGAAUAACUACAUGAUCAAGUGAUAUUCGACAUCCCAAAAUGAGGGUCGAGUGCUUGAAAUUGAACACAUUCAGGGGUAUUUCACCUGAACGUUUACUCAAGUUAAGAAGAUGUGAUCAUUAGGACACUGAGGUCGUGAAACCUACGGCAUUUAUCGUUUUUAAUGCACUUAUAAGUCCAAUCUUAUUUCGUGCUAUUAAUUGUUAAUUAUUUAUAUGAAUUAAUUUGUUGGACUUGGCCUGGCUGACAUCAACAUGCUGUAUAUCUGUACAUAUUAUCCAUUAUAUAUUAAUAUUAUAAAAAAAUAAAGUAGUCAUUUUUACCUUUUUGUCUUGUUUUGUAAUAUCAUACAAUGAACUGAGAAGCUUCUGAGAUAAAUUAGCCUGACAUUU